CGUACGGACCACCUCUCGGUGUAGUGGGGGGGCCAAGAGGGGAUAGGAAACGGAAAGUUCGGCUAGAAAUGACAACACUUGGACUGGGUUCAGGGAUCGGAGAGAGGGGCGUUAUACGGAGAGUACGGAGCACUCAGAAACAGAAUUUGCUCAAGGCCGGAGAAGAGUGGGGUGUGCACUCCUACUUUGCUACUACAACACGCAAGUCGCAAGAGGCAGUGAGAGAGUGAGAGAGGGAGGGAAACACCGCUCGGUAUCAAGAGACUCCACAGGUCAGGCUGGCUGUCUAGCUUAUCUGGGAUGGAGUGGGCUGGUGCCAAUAAAUGCAUUUUUGACGAGUCCAGCUGCACCAGGAAGAGAGGUACAUCGUACAGCAGAUGGGUUCCGCCUGGAGCGCUAAUGCCCCCCAUCAUAUGUAAUCGACAAAGGAAGCCGGGGCGGAGGAUUAUUCCAUUGACAUGGGGACCAUUUCCAGAACCAGGGAUACUACCGGAGCAAGACCGACUAAAAGCAGAGCCCUACCCACUCCGGUUAGUCCCCGUGGCCCCCUCGAGAAGCCUAAGUAAGUACCUGAAGGCUGAGCCCGAGUCACUGUUAGUGCGUCUUUGGGUCAGAGUUACAUGCGCCCCUCCUCCUUCUUGUCUCCUCGGCCGCCUUGAAAUUGGUCCUGAGAAAAGCCGAAUGUGCCUAAACCUGCAUAGGGCCAAAGAAGGGGGGGCGCAAGAGAACAAGGAAAAAGAAACACUAAAGAGGAAGCCAGAAAGGGACCCAAUCUGGAUGAAGUAAAGUAACUACUGUAUGGAUGUAUCCAACUAACGUUCUCCCCGUAAGAGCAAUAAUGUGGCCACCGUGCUCCGGCCACCGGGGCUCACUUUACAUAUACGACAGCCUGACGAUCG
Molecule: messenger RNA, 899 nt
Organism: Aspergillus welwitschiae
Lineage: Eukaryota; Fungi; Ascomycota; Eurotiomycetes; Eurotiales; Aspergillaceae
Exons: 1
Coding region: 301-786 (161 amino acids)
Source: RefSeq, a predicted model, not a curated record